AUGGGAUUUCUCGGACGCUUGAAAUUUUUCGCCAAGUCGGUCGUUUUUGGUUCAUUGAUUGCAGCUUGUGCCCUCUAUGGUGUUUUUGCUAGUAUUGUCUUGAGGAUUAUUGGCAAAGGCGAAUAUGCACAGUACACAGUGGCUAGGGCUUUCUACUACUCCAUGAGGGCGCUCUUGGGAAUCAAAAUCACAAUUAAAAAUGAGCAUUACUUAAAGGAAAUGCCAUCGGUUGUCGUGGCAAACCAUCAGUCUGCUUUGGAUAUCUUCAUUUUGGGUAGAGUCUUUUUACCAGGCUAUACAGUUACGGCCAAAAAGGCCUUGAAGUAUGUGCCAUUUUUGGGCUGGUUCAUGAUGGCUUCUGGUACUUUUUUCUUGGACAGAGCCAAAGGUGACAAAGCCAGAAAAGUGUUGGAGGCUGCACUUGUCAGCUUGAAGAAAGAAAAGCGCCUGAUUUUCAUGUUCCCCGAGGGAACAAGGUCUGCCACCAAGAAAUUGGAAAUGGGUCCAUUUAAAAAGGGAGCAUUCCACUUAGCCAAGCAGGCCGAUAUUCCAGUUGUGCCCGUUGCCGUUUCGAACUACAGCCACAUUUUCCAGUCCCAAGACAAGGUGUUUAACCGAGGCGAGAUUAUCAUCGAGGUGUUGAAACCAAUGCCUACUUCGCUGUUGGCCACCAACGAAGAUGUCACCAAGUUUGCGUACAAUGUGAGUGAGAAGAUGCUCCAGUCUAUAGAAACAAUGGGAUACGCCCCAGCCUACGGUGAAACUCGGGUUGAGACUAGCCCAACUCAGUCGGACGUGUCAGACGUGAGUGUUGAAAUUGUCGACGAGGAAACGCCGUUGAUCUCACAGGACUAA
Clavispora lusitaniae ATCC 42720 is the source of this 855-nucleotide messenger RNA. It is a transcript of the gene SLC1, whose product is annotated as 1-acylglycerol-3-phosphate O-acyltransferase. The record is from RefSeq and is a predicted model, not a curated record. NCBI's taxonomy places the organism in Eukaryota, Fungi, Ascomycota, Pichiomycetes, Serinales, Metschnikowiaceae. Gene Ontology annotation, cellular component: membrane; endoplasmic reticulum. Gene Ontology annotation, molecular function: 1-acylglycerol-3-phosphate O-acyltransferase activity. Gene Ontology annotation, biological process: phosphatidic acid biosynthetic process.